UAUCUGAUCCUCUUACUAAUUUAUUGGUUGGGGUGGGGUGAGCAGGGAGGAAAAGGGAUACCUUGGUUUUUCUUUUAUGGCUCUUUUAGCAUCUCAAGUCAUAGCCCAUAUGCCUCCUUUCUUGUUGAUCCUUCUUCCUAUAGCUUUGUUUUGUUUCCCCUUAUAGUUCCCUCUUAUGCUUUUCAUCUCCAUCCCCAUCCCCACCCACUGCCAGGGGGCUUGGGUUCUGAGCUGAUGGGGUACCCCCCUCUGCAGAGCGGGAUGAGUGGGUGUUCCGGCAGGGAUGUGGUCAUUGACGGCCAGUGAGGGCGAGAGUACCACUGCCCACUUCUUCCUUGGAGCUGGAGAUGAGGGGCUGGGCACCCGUGGAAUAGGCAUGAGGCCAGAAGAGAGUGACAGCGAGCUCCUUGAGGACGAGGAGGAUGAAGUGCCUCCUGAACCUCAGAUCAUUGUUGGCAUCUGUGCCAUGACCAAGAAAUCCAAGUCCAAGCCAAUGACUCAAAUCCUAGAGCGACUCUGCAGAUUUGACUACCUGACUGUUAUCAUUCUGGGAGAAGAUGUAAUCCUUAAUGAACCUGUGGAAAACUGGCCAUCCUGCCACUGUCUCAUCUCUUUCCACUCCAAAGGCUUCCCUCUGGACAAAGCUGUUGCUUACUCCAAGCUUCGAAACCCCUUUCUUAUCAAUGAUCUGGCCAUGCAGUAUUACAUCCAAGAUAGGAGGGAGGUGUACCGGAUCCUGCAGGAAGAGGGUAUUGAUCUGCCUCGAUAUGCUGUGCUCAACCGUGAUCCUGCCCGGCCUGAUGAAUGCAACCUGAUAGAAGGUGAAGACCAAGUAGAGGUCAAUGGAGCUGUCUUUCCCAAGCCCUUCGUGGAGAAGCCAGUGAGUGCAGAAGACCACAAUGUUUACAUCUACUACCCCAGCUCAGCUGGAGGAGGAAGCCAGCGUCUCUUUCGUAAGAUUGGCAGCCGAAGCAGUGUUUACUCUCCUGAGAGCAGCGUCCGAAAGACGGGGUCGUACAUCUAUGAGGAAUUUAUGCCAACAGAUGGCACAGAUGUCAAGGUGUAUACAGUGGGGCCAGAUUAUGCCCAUGCUGAAGCUAGAAAGUCUCCAGCUUUGGAUGGGAAGGUUGAACGAGACAGUGAGGGGAAAGAGAUUCGAUAUCCAGUCAUGCUGACUGCCAUGGAAAAGCUGGUGGCCAGGAAAGUCUGCGUAGCUUUCAAGCAAACAGUUUGUGGGUUUGACCUUCUUCGUGCCAAUGGUCAUUCCUUUGUGUGCGAUGUCAAUGGUUUUAGUUUUGUCAAGAACUCGAUGAAAUACUAUGAUGACUGUGCCAAGAUUUUGGGGAAUACCAUAAUGCGGGAGCUUGCCCCACAGUUCCAGAUUCCGUGGUCCAUCCCCACAGAGGCUGAGGACAUUCCCAUUGUUCCUACCACAUCUGGCACUAUGAUGGAACUUCGUUGUGUCAUUGCAAUUAUUCGUCAUGGGGAUCGUACUCCCAAGCAGAAGAUGAAGAUGGAAGUGAAACACCCAAGGUUUUUUGCUCUGUUUGAAAAACAUGGUGGCUACAAGACAGGGAAAUUAAAACUCAAGCGACCUGAGCAGCUCCAGGAGGUGCUGGAUAUCACAAGGCUGUUGUUGGCUGAACUGGAGAAAGAACCAGGUGGUGAAAUCGAGGAGAAGACUGGAAAACUAGAACAGCUGAAGUCUGUAUUGGAGAUGUAUGGUCACUUCUCAGGUAUAAACCGGAAGGUACAAUUGACUUACUACCCUCAUGGAAUAAAAGCUUCUAAUGAGGGGCAAGAUCCACAGAGGGAGGCUCUGGCCCCAUCCCUGUUGCUGGUGCUGAAGUGGAAUGGAGAACUGACUCUAGCUGGCCCUGUUCAGACUGAGAAGCUGGGGCAAGCUUUUCGCUGCAUGUACCCUGGAGGACAGAGUGACUAUGCUGGCUUCCCUGGUUGUGGACUGCUUCGUCUCCAUAGCACUUUCCACCACGACCUCAAGAUCUAUGCCUCUGAUGAGGGUCGUGUUCAGAUGACUGCUGCUGCCUUCGCAAAGGGCCUUCUGGCUCUAGAAGGGGAGCUGACACCCAUUUUAGUGUAAAUGGUGAAGAGUGCCAACAUGAAUGGGCUACUGGACAGCGAUGGGGAGUCUUUGAGCAGCUGCCAGCACCGGGUGAAGGCUCGGCUGCACCAUAUUUUACAGCAGGAUGCGCCCUUUGGCCCUGAGGACUACGACCAGCUGGCUCCCACCAGAAGUAUUUCCCUGCUCAACUCCAUGACUAUCAUCCAGAAUCCUGUGAAGGUCUGUGAUCAGGUAUUUGACCUGAUCGAAAACCUCACCCACCACAUCCGGGAACGGAUGCAGGACCCCAGGUCUGUAGACCUGCAGCUCUACCACAGUGAGACACUAGAGCUAAUGCUACAGCGUUGGAGCAAGCUAGAGCGUGACUUUCGACAGAAGAGUGGGCGCUAUGAUAUCAGUAAGAUCCCUGACAUCUAUGACUGUGUCAAGUAUGAUGUGCAGCACAAUGGGAGUCUUGGACUUCAAGGCACAGCCGAGUUGCUCCGUUUCUCUAAGGCAAUGGCUGAUGUGGUCAUUCCCCAGGAGUACAGGAUCAGCCGGGAGGAGAAACUGGAAAUUGCUGUGGGCUUCUGUCUUCCACUGUUGCGGAAGAUACUGCUUGACCUGCAGAGAACCCACGAGGAUGAGUCUGUCAACAAGCGGCAUCCCCUGUACUCCCGAGGCAUGCCCUCCCCAGGUCGCCAUGUUCGAACACGUCUCUGUUUCACCAGUGAGAGCCACGUCCGCUCCCUACUCAGUGUCUUCCAUUAUGGAGGACUUCUUGAUGAGACCCAGGAUGCACAAUGGCAGCGAGCUUUGGAUUAUCUUAGUGCCAUCUCAGAGCUUAAAUACAUGGCCCAGAUUGUCAUCGUGCUUUAUGAGGACAACACACAGGUCAUGAACAUGCAGUGCACGGGGAACCUGGACCUCAUCCCCUUGUGGGGACGGCGCUACAGGAGGUCGGGAGACCUCCCCCGGCCUUCCCCAGCCAUCGGCCUACAGCCCCGGGCUGUGUCCACCACUCACCUGGCAUCCUGCACACAGGUACUUUCUGAGACUUCAUCCUCAAGGCCUGGUGGCUACCGGCUCUUUUCAUCUUCACGGCCACCCACAGAAAUGAAGCAGAGUGGCUUAGAGCUGCUGGAUGACCAGCACCCUGUGGUCCAGUUGCUGCGCAGUUUUUCCUCUGACUGUACAGGGGGCCGGCCGGUCUCCUUGGAUGCCACACUGGCGCAUCACCUGCACCAGUGCUCCUACCACCUGCGCCUCUUCCGGAACUGGCUGCGCUCAGGCCAGGAUGAUCCCGAGUGCCUCUACGAGGUGUCUGCCGGGACUGAGAUGUAAGUGAUCAGCUGAAGGGAGAAAUUGUACACCAUGUGACGGACAAAUUACCUGACUCAAGAAAGUAGUUAUGACCAUUCUGCAGCCACUCAGUGACCUUGGCUAGAAACCAAUGGCUGUGCAGUGUGGGGUAAGAGGAAAGUAAAUAUCCUAGGGAUCCAGGACUUGUGCAUUUGGUGAAACGUCCGCUUCCACUACAAGGCUUUGGGAUGUCUAGUCUGUAGACUGGAGAAACGUUAAUACUGACUCACGCAGAAACGAUAUAGCUACACACUGAACUGGGGGAAGGGGUGGCUAAACCCUCUGCAAAUAGGAAGUGCCGCAAGAGCACUAGGGUGAGGAUGAGGCCCUGCGUGAGCGCAGCCUUCGGGUUUUCCUUCUCCCGAUCAGCACCGACUCCCCCGCUCUCGGCGAGGCGCCUCCAGCCCCCGGUAAUGAGAAAUGUGCCCGCCGCAGCAGGGGCCCACAGGAACGAAGGGCGCCGGCGCUGCGUAGGCCCAACAGUUCCCCGCGCCCUCGCCCCUGGCCCAGCCCGGCCCUUCUUCCCCCGUCCCGGCAGAGUGGCCUCAUCAGGGGGCGAAGAACUCCACGAGCACGAGGCCCGCAGAGCCCGUGUCGGAGACGCGACUCUCGAAGUUGUCGUUCGUGAGUUCUAGCAAGUCGGAGACAGCGGCGAGGCUGGCAGCGGUUAGAAGCAGCGCCACGCCCAGGAACAGCGCAAGGCGGCGAGGGCGCAUGGCGGCGAGACAUGGCCACUUACCACCAAGAAGGGCAGAUGCAGCUGCCCCGAGCUGAUGCCAUUCGUUCACGUCUCAUCGAUACUUUCUCUCUCAUCGAGCAUUUGCAAGGCUUGAGCCAAGCUGUGCCGCGGCACACUAUCAGGGAGUUACUCGAUCCUUCCCGCCAGAAGAAACUUAUGUUGGAAGAUCAACACCAGCUAGUGCGCUUCUCUAUAAAGCCUCAACGUGUAGGCCAGAUUUCACAUGCCCAGAGGCUGUUGAGCAAGCUUCAUGUGCGCUGCAGUCAGAGGCCACCUCUUUCUUUGUGGGCCGGAUGGGUCCUUGAGUGUAUCCUUUCACGUCACUCUUUUUUGUCCUGGCUGUUGAUGAUCUGCCUAAUGACUUAUUUUUGCUCCCCAAACUCCAUUUUCUCAUUCUCACCACUUAUGUUAUUACCCUUAUUAUUUCAGCUGCAUAAAUCAGAAAGAACUCCACUCUGUACAUUUCCUUAAGAGACAACAGGUCCUCUCUUCAAAAACUUCAUCAUCUUCCUGAUCUUUUUGAAUACGAUCGUAUUGAUGGUUGAAAUAGGUGAGAACUGACAUUGUGUGAAAGAAGUGAGGCCAGGCGUGGUGACUCAUGCGUGUAAUCCUGGCUAGCACUUUGGGAGGCCAAGGCAGGCGGAUUGCCUGAGCUCAGGAGUUCGAGACCAGCCUGGGCAACAUGGUGAAACCCCGUCUCUACUAAAAAAUACAAAAAAUUAGCCAGGCGUGGUGGCACACACCUGUAGUCCCAGCUACUCGGGAGGCUGAGGCAGGAGAAUUGCUUGAACCCAGGAGGCAGAGGUUUCAGUGAGCCGAGAUUGUGCCACUGCAUUUCAGCCUGGGUGACAGAGUGCAACUCUAUC
Molecule: messenger RNA, 5029 nt
Organism: Chlorocebus sabaeus (green monkey)
Lineage: Eukaryota; Metazoa; Chordata; Mammalia; Primates; Cercopithecidae
Product: inositol hexakisphosphate and diphosphoinositol-pentakisphosphate kinase 1-like
Biological process (GO): inositol metabolic process; inositol phosphate biosynthetic process
Cellular component (GO): cytosol
Molecular function (GO): 5-diphosphoinositol pentakisphosphate 1-kinase activity; inositol hexakisphosphate kinase activity
Source: RefSeq, a predicted model, not a curated record